AUGCCUACCUACCUGGCACGCGGCGUGUCCACACGCCUAGGCACCAUGCCACUUGCAGGCACCAUUUCUGAGCAUAUUGUACUACGAAGGGGCGAGGCAGCCAAGCAGCAGUCAGACGCUGCUGAGAAACAGCUGCAGAACAGCAGGCUGCUCAAGGAGGUGUCCGUACCUUUCCCAGGUGACGAAAAACAACACCGUUUAAACUGGCUGGGAAACGCGCCCUUUGUGCAGGUACAAGCUGGCUGGGAUGCUUUCGACGAAGAAUGCGCAGAGACAACAAGGGCGACUACGGGCGUUCUGUCCUCUCAAGAAUCCAAAGCACUUGUUCUUCAUGUCAAUCUUUCAGACAGAACAUACGUAUCAGGUCUCCACGAUCACAAAACAUCACUCAAGAUCGAAGUCUUCUUCAACGGGCAGCUGAACAGUUGCUGGUUUAUGGCUACGCACGACGUCAGGACUGGCGUCAAAGGACACCAUCAGAUCUUUGCUGGCAUUAGGGUCAAUUUCCUUGCUGAGCGGCCAUGGAUAAUCCUCCCGCCUGGGAUAGAGCCAGGAGUGGGCCUCAGAACGCACCAUGAGCCUAUAUCAGUAUCGCAGCGAUGGCAGGAUAUUUGCCGCGCCUUCAAAAAUGAAGCAAAUGAGAGGGGUGUCAACGAACAAGGGGAAAUUCCUCCAACCGCCACAUUUCUAGAGGCGCAUGCAGCUAUGCAGAUGCCAGAUAAGGUCCGAAAUAUGCAGAAGCCAGGGGGAAAAGUUUUCGGCACAAUCGACGUUGUCAUCACCGCUGGGAAGGGCAAGAAACUCACGAGUGGUGUAGGCUACCUAAAGGCGCCGAAACGGAUGUUUGACGAGAACUUUCCACUUGUGAAACAAAGCGAUGGCGCGGCCGCAGAUGCACAAAUAGUUGAGACUCGACAAACUGAAAGCGACGAUGAGCCCCAAAGCAUCCAGCCUGGCUAUAAUGGUUUCGUCGCGAUUACAGAGGCCGAAUACAACCAAGGAUAUAGCUUGUCAACACAGGAAAAGUCGUUGAGCGCAGAUAGACCUGGCAUACCAACUGCUUCCGAUUUUGCUCCAUAUAGCGGAAUUCCGGACAACCUACAGCACAUCCAAGGACAGAGUAUGUCGAGCGAUCUGAGCAAUCAACCAUGUCAACUGAAUACUGCAUCAUAUUUUGGUCCGCUCCAACAUCUACCCUUCAGUUUUCCCGAUUCAAACCAACCUCUCUUGAUGGGUCGUACGCAAGAUUUCAGCAUCGUGUCUAAUCGAUUUACACCUAGUGCAUCUGCACCACCGUAUCUCUUACCGGAUCAGCCUUUUCGGUGCUUCAAUGACGGGACAUCUCCGCUUCUACACGGAAACCUCACAGAAGCUGGCCAUGAAUAUUCAAGAACACCUCGAAACGUGAUCCCUGUUCCAUUCUCGUCGCAACAAGUCCCCGGCCUUCGCGAGCAAGGAGCUGUUGAAUUACCACACGUGCCAGUUCCUCCACCGAACAGCUACCUGGAAUGGCCAGCGCCACCCAUAGGGCUAUACUCUGUACCUAAGAAGCCAAAACGAAGCAUCUCCGCACGGAAGGACACUCUUUCGGCGAGGGUGAAAAAAGAUAGCCGCGAUAUUCUGCUUACAAGGUUGGUGAUUCUGGGACACAAUAAGACCAUUCUAGUUGAUCACAAGUGGGACCCACCAAAGCGCAUCACAGUGAGAUCGGGAAGGCCAGUAUGUCCCGAGCCUCAACUCGGCCAUCCAGCGAGCAUGAAUGAAUGCCUUGAAUCGUCAAAGUCCAGGGACACAUCUGCCAGCAUCUGCAAACCAGAGAAAAUUGCAGUCAACAUGAAUACGUCAGCGCCCCCAUCAUCCGAGAAUUCCAGCAUGGAUGUGUCUCUUAAAGGAAUUCCCCACAUAUACCAAUCUCGAGAUGAGGUGAUUAUAGGAGAGGAUGAGUCAACUGAUCUUUGCCGUAAGCCUGACACAUUGCAGUUGAGCGAUACUCGUAUCUUCGAUCACUCAGAGAAGGACUUUGUUCUUUCCACAAAGUACAAUCGUGAUCGUUGCGCUUCACGAGGCAGUAACAUGUUUGCGGUUCAAAGUUCCGAAACAAACCCGCCUUUGUUUGGGAGACCAGAAGAGAUGUUUUGCGAAGCAUCCCUUCUCUCUAGCCUGCAUACCACCCCUAAUAUUGGUUUAGAGUCUAUGGAGCACAAGCUUCAGUCUGAACAGACUAACCCAAUUACCCUAGUUCCUAUCCGGCCAGCGGAUAGUUCAAACAAGCACGUAAUCCUACCGAGUCUCGACUGUUCUCACGGAGCGUUGUUUCCAACAGUCUCAAAUUCGACGACCAAAGCAACUCCGUCUUCAAAGGGCAGAAAGCGUAAAGCUUCCAAUGGCCCCAUCACCAAGUGGUCACGCAAUCGUACUUCCUUGAAGACAGACGGCAAUCCCUCGCUAAAUCAGAACUGCGUUAUUACAUAUGCAGAGAACAAGGACGAGGAAAAUGAUCAAGGUGUUUUCAGGCAAGUACGGAGUGAAAGAUGUGGGGUAUUUCAGGAAGACUACGUCGUCUUUGCGGCACGUUUCUUUGUAGGGGAAAAGGCGAGCAUGGACAAAGAGUAA
This is a messenger RNA of Bipolaris sorokiniana ND90Pr, 2613 nucleotides long. RefSeq lists its product as uncharacterized. The transcript is spliced from 2 exons. The coding region runs from base 1 to 2613 and encodes 870 amino acids. NCBI's taxonomy places the organism in Eukaryota, Fungi, Ascomycota, Dothideomycetes, Pleosporales, Pleosporaceae. The record is from RefSeq and is a predicted model, not a curated record.